UUAGAGGCAAAAGUUUCUAUAAGCAGUCAAAUUUAUACGUUUGAGAUUAUAUAUGGAAAAAUGAUAAUAAAAAAUCAGAAACUAAGUGCAUAGAAAUUUCUAUAUGCUGAAAAUUUCAGUGAAUGAUGCAAAAACCAUCUCGCGAUGAUAAUAAUUACAUGUUAUGUAGAACGUUAAAAAUGUUGCAUAAGUGCAGUUAAAUGAAAACAACAGGGCGUAACGGAAUAAUUGCAUGAAUUAGAACGGUCAAACUCGAAAUGAUCUAUGAACUAACACCUUUAAAGUACUUCACGACUAAAAGUUAUAGACGUUUUAUAAUUAGACGAAUACAAUUUUAUUCUAUACGUAUAGUGUAACUUUAGAUAUUUUCUCCUAGGCAAUGUUUUAAACUGGAAGAUCGUGGAACGCAUGCACAAAAAAUUGUUUAAUAAAGAUGCGUAGGUUUAUAUCAGCAUACAUACGUUAUGUUAAUAUAAACGUGGAAAUAGUAAAACGUAUAAGAGUGCACGUUAAAUAAAAAGUCAAAUUCGACAAAAUUAUUCUUGUACGUUUAGUUGAAUGAAAUAUGAUCAUCUAAAAUGUAUUUAUCACUAAAAUUAAUUGGAAUAUAACCCGUUGAAAAUUGUAUGAAGUUAUGUUAAAAGCAACAGCAAAAUCAACUGUACAGAUAGACGAAUGCAAUCGUUUAUGGGUUGUGGAUACUGGUCGCAUCGGAGGAAACGCCGUUUGUCCCACGAAAAUAUUGAUCUUCGAUCUUGCGAACGACCAGUUGGUUCAUAAAUACGUGGUUCCGGGUGAUCAAGUGCUAUUCGGGAAGGCAGCAUUAGUUACACCAAUAGUCGACGUCGGAAAAACGUGUCUCGAUACUUAUCUCUACGUGGCGGAUGUGGAUCAAAAUGGCCUACUGAUUUAUGACUUGUAUCACGAUUAUUCGUGGCGGGUAAACAAUACGCGUGGCAAUGCUUUUGGCCCGGAUGACGAUGCCACGAACAUCACGAUCGCUGGAGAAUCGUUCGAUUUAACCGAUGGCACCCUCGGAAUGUCAUUGUCUCCGUUUGGAUAUUUCGACGAAAGGUACCUCUAUUUCAAUUCGUUGGCCAGCUAUCGACAAAAGUUUACGGAUACAUACUCUUUAAAGCAAAGUAAAUACAACGAGCCAAUAGUGUUCGAAUCGAAUUAUAAGCGAGCAAGCCAAGCGGGUGUUCAAGCAACGUCGCAAAGAGGCGUAAUAUUUUUCCAAUUAGUCCAAUUAACGGCGGUCGCUUGUUGGAACAUUGAGAAACCAUUUACACCGGAAAACGUCGUGGUAAUUGCUCAAGACGAGGAAACACUGCAGUACGUGAGUGGCAUCAAAGUAAUUACAAAUAGACAGGGCGAAGAAGAAUUGUGGUUCAACACAAACAGGUUACAAAAGACGAUAAAUAUGACCCUGAAACCAAACGAAACGAACUUUCGUAUAAUCAGAGGGAAAGUCGAUGAUAUUAUCAAAGGGACGAACUGCGAAUCUUCUGGCAUAAAACGUAGAUUCCCAGAUACCAACUUCUGGCACCGGAUAUAAAUCAGAUAAAUUGCAUAUCAAAAGCAUCUCCUUUUCUAUAUGCUCUUACAUAAUGAUUGCAAAAUCAUAGGGGCGUUAAAGAUGUGCUUAAUCUUCUCUGUAAUGGGAUUUGUACAGAAUUGUAAAGCUUUUUGUACAGACGAUAUAAAAUAACUUUCCUCCUAAAAUUAUUCCUAAAAUAAUUUUCGGCCGUUUAAGAUAUUUGAUCAUCUGAGUUCUCAUACGUAAUAAUAUUAUAAUAACGAGUAAUAACUAAUAAUGAAACUUGGUAACUAAUUUUACGUAAUAACUGGUAAUGACCACUGAUAGUAGCUAUUAGUUAUAUAACUAAUAUGUAACUUAUGUGAAAUAACAUUUCCCACAUAAUCUCUUUACAUAAUACAAAAUAAUCUUUCCCA
Messenger RNA from Heterotrigona itama, 1956 nucleotides. Lineage: Eukaryota; Metazoa; Arthropoda; Insecta; Hymenoptera; Apidae. The record is from the annotation of a GenBank genome assembly.